UGGGCCAUGGCGGUGGCUUUCCGCCUCUACCCCACCCACCCACCCACCUGCCCUCCUUUGCUUGCUACGGCUUAUCAGCAUUGCUUCUUCUCGGUGACUUCUGUCUGCUGCCACAGUGACUCCUCCUCCUCUUGUGAAAGCUCCCUGUCAUCUCUGAUCUUUCCUUCUUUCCCCUCUCCAUUGCUGCUCCUCAGGGACUUGAUCUGACGAGUCCGAAGAAGGUUGCUUUAUCGGUGAUUUUGGCGAAUAUUAAGGUUUUGCAUUCGACGCGUUAGACAUAAAGUUUAGCUGCCUUCAAGAGGAUGGGUACUGGAGAUUGGUUAAGGACGAUAAUUAGUCGGAAGAAGAAGAACAAAGAAAGGCCAAAGCAGGAUUCUGCUGUCCAACCACUUAAGUUGAAGAGUCGAUCUCAUAAUGAUCCUAAUAAAUUAUUAAAUGGUGCUUUAAAUGGAAAUUCUCAAGAUUGUGGCAUGACUAUUGAGAUUAUAGCUGCUAUUCGAAUUCAAACUGCUUUUCGAGGCUUCAAGGCAAGGAAAACUCUUGGUAGCUUGAGAAGAACUCAAAAAUUGCAAGCAUUCACUUAUCAUAAUUCUGUAAAGAAGCAGACAACAAACACUUUGAUCCAUGUUCAUACCUGGAGCAAAAUACAGGCAGAAAUCAGAGCUCGACGUGCUAAUAUGGUAGCAGAAGGUCGCAUUAGGCAGAAGAAACAUGACAAUCAGUUAAAACUUGAGGCUAAGCUUCAUGAUUUGGAGGUAGACUGGAACGGAGGCAGCGAGACAAAGGAGGAAAUAAUUGCCAGGAUACAGCAAAGAGAAGAAGCUGCAGUCAAGAGAGAACGAGCCAUGGCAUAUGCGUUCUCUCAUCAGUGGAGGGCAAACUCCGGGAUGAACCAAGGGCCAUUUGUCUUUGAGCUCGCUAAAGGUAAUUGGGAGUGGAGUUGGGUGGACAAAUGGAUUGCAGCUCAGCCAUGGGAGACCAGACCUUCCACUCUCACGAAGGUAGUUAACAGAGUUGGUAAGGGUGCAAAACUACCUAGUUCAGUUAAACAUGCAAGCAUUGACGGGAAGGAAUUCGCAAAGAAACCAUCUAAGCAAUCAGAUGAAGAAACAACAAACCAAGAGUCUAACACAAAGGCAGCAAAUUCUGGUCAUUCAAGAACGAAAACUACAUAAACAAGAGAGAGAGAGAGAUCUUUACUGGCUUUGGUAGGCGCUGCCUAAUGUAUGCAUGCAGCAGUGUGUGUGGAUAUAGAGAGAAGAUUGUGUGUGAGUUGAAAUCUUCGUGGGGUUUUACCAUUUGAUGUGAAGAAUAAGAGGUGAUUUGCCCUUUAAAGUGUAGAUUACUGGAUGAGUGAUAUGUAUGUGUCUUCAAGUGAAGCAGCCUCAAGGUUGGCUGCAAGCUGGGUGGGUCUUCUUCCUUUGUCCUUUCCAUGUACCAUGGUGGCCUGAGUGAUUGAGAUGAGUCCUAAGGAUUGCGUGGUCCUGUCCAUUGUCAAACGAAGAACAUUGUUGUGGUGAUUGUAAUCAUCUGUAGCAGGUCUUACAGAGUUUUGUA
Musa acuminata AAA Group (dessert banana) is the source of this 1557-nucleotide messenger RNA. RefSeq names its product protein IQ-DOMAIN 10. NCBI's taxonomy places the organism in Eukaryota, Viridiplantae, Streptophyta, Magnoliopsida, Zingiberales, Musaceae. The record is from RefSeq and is a predicted model, not a curated record. Bases 303 to 1175 code for a protein of 290 amino acids. Gene Ontology annotation, molecular function: protein binding. The transcript is spliced from 7 exons.